This is a messenger RNA of Portunus trituberculatus (swimming crab), 1035 nucleotides long. RefSeq names its product single-stranded DNA-binding protein-like. Bases 170 to 937 code for a protein of 255 amino acids. The record is from RefSeq and is a predicted model, not a curated record. The transcript is spliced from 3 exons. Lineage: Eukaryota; Metazoa; Arthropoda; Malacostraca; Decapoda; Portunidae.
UACCACCACCACCGUCACCUCUCGCGGCGUGACGUAACGAGAGCGAGAAGGAGAGAACGAGUCACUUAUAUUUCUGGGGACCGUGACACCAUCGUCAGUCUGGCCCGGUGUUCCUGACGAAGACGCAGCGGCGACAGACAGCUCCUGAGGUCCCCGGGCGGCGGAAGUCAUGUGGUCCUCAAGUCGAGUGGCGGUGGCGGUGGCGGUAGUGGUGGCGGGGCUGGCGGUGGUGGUGGUGGCGGACGCGGACCCAACCUACGGACGCCGCCCCCCGCCCUGCUAUCCCAAGGUCCACUACGUCACCAAGUACCAGACCAAGUACAAGGACGUCCCAGUGUACCAAACGGUCUACAAGGAAAAGUACAUCCCCACUCCUUACUACGAGACUUUCUACCAGACCGUGUAUAAAACUAACUACAAGACGGAGUAUGUGCCCAAGUACGUGACAGAGACCGUGUACAAACCCCAAGUGAAGUAUGAAACCCACUACGAAACGGUGUACAAGACGCAGUACCAGCCGGAAUACGUCACCACCACCCACUACACGCCCAAGUACGUGACGGAGACCGAGUACCAAGACCACUACGUCACCCAGACCAAGUACCAGACCGAUUACAAGACGGAGUAUGUGCCUCAGUACGUCACCAAGACCGAUGUCAAGUACCAGACCGAUUACAAGACGGAGUACGUGCCGCAGUACCACACGGUCACCAAGACAGAGCAGACCUACAAGACAGUGUGUCCUAAGCCUUCCUACGGCGGCGGUGGCUACGGUAGUGGUGGUGGUGGUGGUGGUGGUGGCUACGGUGGUGGUGGUGGUGGUGGAUACGGUGGUGGUGGCUAUGGUGAUGAUGGGUAUGAUGGAGGGUAUGGGGGAGGGUACGGUGGUGGUGGUGGUGGUGGUGGUGGUGGUGAUGGGUAUGGGUAUGGUCACUGAGGAGCGGGUCUCGUCACUAGGAAGCCAAGUAAUGUUAGUGUGAAUACCUUCUCUUUGUUAUGUUGGUGUUGAGAUUUAAUAAAGUUAGCUCGACGUUU